AUGCCAUCUCAGUGCUCUUCCAUCUCUAUCGUCUACACGAUGUCUAACCGCAUCGGGAAGCUUCACCACUGCAAACAAUCCGCGGCAUUCAGAGAACCCAUCUUCAUUGCUAGUAGAGACAGCUCUCAUUCAUUCGAUUCCCUAACCGUUGAAUCUCACACUUUAUUAACCCGCGCACACCUUCCGUCCUCUCCGAGUGUAACAACGACGAAACCACAGGACUGCCAACUGGUCCGCUGGUCGUCAACGAACACACCUACUGGCCCGGCCACCCACAGCCUUGAUAGAAAGGGUUGGGAAAGCAGAAUCACAGAAAUCAGAAAUGUUUACCAUGAACCAUAUCCCCGAAUGGCCGUCGACAAGCGGUCAGUCAGCAGCGACGAGUUCCACUCCAAGUACGAUUACCUAAAGCCAAACGAAACUGCAGAGCAGGACUAUGUGGUUAUAUAUGCGGUCAUCGGACACCCCCAUCGAACAAGCCGUAGAGAGCUCUCCGUGGCCGCAUCCCAACUCCCCAAGCUCAUCACACCUUGUCUUCACGAUGUCCCGCUCCGUAUGAAAGAUCAAGAAUCCUCGCCAUAUGACCGGCACGUUCAGUUACUAUCCUCCCCCACCGCAGCUGAUAUCCUUCGAGCUCGGUCAUCUAUCAUUCAAUACAUACGCAUUUUUUUCUUGGACAGGUCUUUCAUGGAAGUGGAGACACCGAUAUUAGCAUCUGUGGCCGGCGGCGCGGUUGCCAGACCGUUCCAAACAUCCGCAACUGAAUUCCCUGACCGACCACUUUCGUUGAGGAUUGCCCCUGAGCUAUGGCUCAAGCGCCUGGUUGUUGGCGGAUUCGAUAAGGUCUUCGAGAUUGGCCCAUCAUUUCGCAAUGAAGGGCUGGAUAAAACCCACAACCCGGAAUUCACAACCUGUGAAUUCUACCACGCAUUCGCCGACCUGGAAACCUUAAUAACCCUGACCGAGUCUUUCUUCACGGGCCUUGACCGACACAUCCGCCAUCUAAACGAAACAUUAGAAACCCUCUCCCCGACCGCAACUAGUUUCGCAGCCCCCUUCCGCCGUCUCGACUUCAUCCCAGAUCUCGAAACGGCAAUGUGCCACAAGCUACCGGACUUUACCACCACCCCUACAGAAGAAGCAACCAAAACAGUCAUCCAGCUCUUCGAGCAACUCAGCCAUCCGCUCCCGACAAACCCCAACCUUCCCCGCCUCCUCGACAGACUAAGCGCCAUCUACCUCGAGCCGCAGUGCAGAGACCCAACCUUCAUCAUCAACCACCCGGAAUGCCUCUCACCACUCUCGAAGUCAUUCACGCACCCCACAUGCGGGCAGACCGUGGCAGCACGGGCGGAGCUCUUCAUUGACCAGCGGGAGGUGGUCAAUAUGUAUGAAGAAGAGAACUCACCGUUUGAGCAGAGGCGGAAGUUUGAGAUCCAGCUUGGGUUUCAGGUCCCGGCGGUGGAGGCGGAGGGGAAAAUGGAUGAGAAUUACCUGCAAGCGUUGCAGUGGGGGUUGCCACCGACGGGCGGGUGGGGGUGUGGGGUUGAUAGAUUGUGCAUGUUGUUUACGGGGGCGAAGCGGAUUGGGGAUGUGUUGAGUUUUGGGAAUUUGAGGAGCGUGACCCGGUCUGAGUAG
Molecule: messenger RNA, 1638 nt
Organism: Histoplasma capsulatum G186AR
Lineage: Eukaryota; Fungi; Ascomycota; Eurotiomycetes; Onygenales; Ajellomycetaceae
Product: lysyl-tRNA synthetase
Exons: 5
Coding region: 1-1638 (545 amino acids)
Biological process (GO): mitochondrial lysyl-tRNA aminoacylation
Cellular component (GO): mitochondrion; cytoplasm
Molecular function (GO): lysine-tRNA ligase activity; ATP binding; tRNA binding
Source: RefSeq, a predicted model, not a curated record